This is a messenger RNA of Drosophila suzukii, 857 nucleotides long. RefSeq names its product transmembrane protease serine 9. Lineage: Eukaryota; Metazoa; Arthropoda; Insecta; Diptera; Drosophilidae. Gene Ontology annotation, biological process: proteolysis. Gene Ontology annotation, molecular function: serine-type endopeptidase activity. The record is from RefSeq and is a predicted model, not a curated record.
ACAUAGUAGCUAUCAGUCUGGACACGCCAUGGCUGGCCUGUGGUUGCUCUGGUGGCUCUGCCAGUUGACUUUUGGUUCCUCCAGCCAAACUCGCAUAGUGGGCGGCAAGGAGACAACUAUUUCCCAGGUUCCAUACCUGGUUAAUCUGCGCCAGAAUGGUUAUUUUAUAUGCGGUGGAUCGCUGAUCUCCACCAGCGUGGUGCUCAGUGCAGCGCAUUGUGUGUAUGGGUCCCAGCCAGAGGAUUACACCAUCCAUGCCGGCGCCAGUCGGUUGGAUGAAGGUGCUCCCGUGGUUCGCAAUAUAGCCAUGUUCCACACUUCGCCCAGCUACUCUGCCACCAAUUUCGACAUGGACGUAGCUUUGUUGCAACUGCAGGAGCCUGUACUUCUUAUUCCGGGUAAAGUUGCCACCAUUACUCCUUGUCGCAAUGCGCCGGAGGCCAAUGCAUAUGCCAGGAUUAGUGGUUGGGGAGUGACCCGCGAGAAUAACCGUGAUCCUGCUGAACAGGUCCGAACGGCCAUGGUGAGAGUGCUGCCGGGCGCGGAAUGCCAGCUGUCUUACUCCGUGUUUGCCCAACUAAGCGACUCCAUGCUCUGUGCCGCCGUGCGUGGUGUCCGGGAUUCCUGCUCCGGCGAUUCAGGCGGUCCUUUGGUCUACCGCGGACAGGUUUGUGGCAUUGUGUCCUGGGGAUUCGGCUGUGCCCGUCCAGCUUUUCCGGGUGUUUACACCAACGUGGCUAGUGGAAGGGUUUAUGCUUUUAUAGAGCAAACUCUACAGAGGAUUAGGAACUAGAUAUAAUGGAAUUUCUACAAUUCUUUACAAUCUGAAGAAUAAAGAUACCUUAUUUUGAUCAACA